AUGAGCGACGCUGGCUCGAGAACUGCCGACGCCCGCUCAGAGCGUGCAGGCUCUGUCCACUCUCACUACUCGCACGACUCGCGCAGGGACCGCCCGUCCUCGACAGACCCGGACGCAGAGCGGGCUCGCCGCGAGGUCGACCGCGAGUUCGAGCGCGAGCGGGACCGUGACCGCGAGAGCAGCCGGCGCCACCACCGUGGGUCGUCGAGGGAGUACGACUACGACCGAUACGAGCGCAGCGGCGGGGGCGGAAGCGGGAGGCGCUCGAGGUCCGGCUACGAGGACGAGGAGUACUACCGCUCGUCGAAGCGUCGCAGGAGCAGGAGCCGUGAGCGUCGUGGGUCGAGGUACGACGACCGCUACGAGCGCGACUACGACCGCCGCGACGACAGGCGUUCGCGCAGGGAGCCCUCCUAUGAAGCCCCGCGCCGUCGUCGCUCGCCGAGCUACGAAGCGCCACCGCCGCGUGGAGGUCGCAGCCCGAGUCCUCAGCUGAGUGAAGAGCAGCGAGAGAUGCGCACCGUCUUCGUCUCCCAACUCGCCGUUCGUGUCACAGAUCGCGAACUCGGCAUCUUCUUCGAGAACUUUGCGGGCAAGGUUCGCGACGCGAGGGUCAUCGUCGACAAGAUCACGAGGAGGUCCAAGGGAGUCGGCUACGUCGAGUUCGUCGAGCUUGAAACUGUCCAAAAAGCCCUCACGCUCUCCGGUACCAAGCUUCUCGGUAUCCCCAUCCAGGUCCAGUACACCGAGGCGGAGAAGAAUCGCCAGGCUCGCGAGGGAGCGGCUGGAGGCGGAUCUGGCGCGCCUAUGACGGGAGGUCUCUACGUCGGAUCGCUCAACUUUGCCCUGACUUCGGACGACAUCCGUGAGGUCUUCCAACCCUUCGGCGAACUCGAGACGGUUGAGCUCCAUAGGGACCCGGUCACCGGCAAGUCCAAGGGGUACUGCUUCGUCAAGUUCAAGAAGCACGAGGACGCGAUGGUCGCGAUCGAGAAGAUGAACAACUUCCCUCUGGCUGGUCGCGAAAUUAAGGUUGGUCUCGUGGCUGACAAGAGCGCUACGUUCAGCCAGCACCUGGGGCAACAGGACCUCAACCUCGAGCGCGAGGAGGGCGGCACCGGCAAGCUCGACGCCAACGCUCGCAUGGACCUCAUGCAGAAGCUCGCGCGCAUCGACCGCCCGCCCGACCUUCCGCCUACCCCGAUGUUCAGGCCUAACAUCCCGCAGAACCAGACGCGCAACGUUCUCCUGAAGAACGCGUUCAACCCGGAAGAGGAGACUGAGCGCGAUUGGGACACCGACCUUGCAGACGACGUCAAGACCGAGUGCGAGAACAAGUACGGCAAGGUUGUCGACAUUUUCGUCGUCAAGGAGUCUGCCGAAGGCGAGAUCUACAUCCGCUUCGACACGACCGACAUGGCGGCCAAGGCCGUGCAGGGCCUCAACAACAGGUGGUUCGGCGGCCGCACGCUCGUAGCCGGGCACUGCGGCGACUCGCUCUUCGACGCCGCGCGUCCUUGA
This is a messenger RNA of Rhodotorula toruloides NP11, 1521 nucleotides long. RefSeq names its product RNA splicing factor Pad-1. Gene Ontology annotation, cellular component: nucleus. Gene Ontology annotation, biological process: mRNA processing. The transcript is spliced from 12 exons. Bases 1 to 1521 code for a protein of 506 amino acids. Lineage: Eukaryota; Fungi; Basidiomycota; Microbotryomycetes; Sporidiobolales; Sporidiobolaceae. The record is from RefSeq and is a predicted model, not a curated record. Gene Ontology annotation, molecular function: RNA binding.